This is a messenger RNA of Heteronotia binoei (common prickly gecko), 645 nucleotides long. RefSeq names its product nicotinamide N-methyltransferase-like. Lineage: Eukaryota; Metazoa; Chordata; Lepidosauria; Squamata; Gekkonidae. The transcript has 2 exons. Gene Ontology annotation, cellular component: cytosol. The record is from RefSeq and is a predicted model, not a curated record. Bases 142 to 645 code for a protein of 167 amino acids. Gene Ontology annotation, molecular function: N-methyltransferase activity.
GUGUGAUGUGAUGCAGGUGGCCUUAAAGGAGACACCCUGAUUGAUAUUGGAAGUGGGGCCUCCAUCUACCAGCUCCUCUCGGCCUGUGAGUCCUUCCGAGAGAUCAUCGCCACAGAUUAUGCCAACCAGAACCGGGAGGAGAUGCAGCGGUGGCUGAAGAAAGAGCCAGGAGCUUUCGACUGGAGCCCAGUGGUGAAAUACGUCUGUGAGCUGGAAGGGGACAGGGAAAACUGGGCCCAAAAGGAGGAGAAGGUACGAAGAACCGUCAAGCAAUUCCUGAAGUGCGAUGUGAUCCAGCCCAACCCUCUGGCCCCGCUCCAUCUCCCACCAGCCGACUGCCUGCUCUCCACUUUGUGCCUAGAUGUGGCUUGCAAAGACCUGCCCACCUUCCGCAACGCCCUGAAGAACAUCAGCUCCCUUGUGAAACCUGGAGGGCAUCUCAUCUUUUUGGUCACCCUGGAAGGAACAUUCUACAUAGUUGGCCAGCACCAGUUCUCCCGCCUCUACCUGGACCAGGAAUCUGUAGAAGAAGCUGUGAAAGAGGCUGGCUUUGAUAUUGAGUGGCUGGAAGUGACCAGAUUACAUGUCCCAAAGGCAUUGCAUGAUGUUAACGGGGCCUGUUUUCUGGUUGCACGGAAACGCUGA